GUACUCAGCGCGCACCGGGGGGCAGGUAACGUCAGCAGUCGGCCGGAGCAGGGAAAGACUGUACACACACCCACCAAGUGUUUAUCGGCGCUUAAUCCCUGACACACACCUACACGCAUCGAUAAUGAGCACUUAAUCGGUUGCGCGUGACUCCUUGCGAUCCACGAGCGCCUCGGCAGCAUCCCGCGCCCUCGGCUCGGCUUGAAAUGGGAUGAUAUGGGAUUUUUCAUGUCGACGAAGAUCGGAGGGAUUCUUCUGUUCGCACUGGUAUUCCCGUCCCUGAUGGUGUCAGGAGACUCAGAUGUGAAGUGUGAGAACAUUUACAAGGAUUUUUCAGAGUGCGUCCUGGAGCUGGGAGAUAGCAUGGACAACUAUCAGGAGAAUGUGACCAGCGAGAGGGGUGUGGAAGCCGUGUGCAGCCACUGGGAAGCUUUCCAUACAUGUGCCCUCACAGCGCUGUCGGACUGCCAGGAGGAAGUCAGCUCCAUCUGGGAGAAUCUGAGGCAGGACUCCAUGAAGAUGCGCUUCCAGGGAAGUCUGUUCGACCUGUGCAGCCCCAGCUCCUCGCCCAGCAUAAGUUCACCUCUCGCUGCCGUUGCCCUGCCGCUGAUAGGCGGGCUGGUCCUGACCGGGCCCAACUGGUUCCCUGUGUAAAUCGGGGCAGGGGGGUAAGACGAGGGCCUCCAAAUCAGUUAGGGUCAGUCCUCCUGAGUUCAGACCUAAGGCCAAGGAUUUAAUAGGGAUGAGUGAAUAGUAACGAUUAUUUUAAGCCACCCGGGUCUGUGGCUAGCCAAUCAAUCAAUCAAUCAAUCAAUCAAUCAAUGUCUCCUCAAAUACUUCAGCUUGAUCCUGUAGUUGAGAAGACUAUUUAUCAGGCAGACUAAAGCAAACAAGCCAAGUAUUGAAGGGUUUCAGAUACAGCCAGACACCUGUGGCUCUGGGUUAGCAAUAUACAAGAAGUGGACCGAUGAUCAUGAUCUUUGGUACAAUCUAAUGCAAUGAAUACUAGAUUGAACUUUAUCAGGUUCGGUUUGAUGGAUUCAACUGAGGUCCUUUUUUAAAGCCGUAUAUUAGAAGAUGUUCGGGUUUUCAUUACAUUCUGAGACGUUAACAUGUGUUAAUGUGUUUGCACUCCCAGUACGGGUUGAUGAUAGUUAAAAGAGUAGUUUGAGAUUUUGGGAGUUGGCUAAGCAGAUCUAUACCACUCGCACACACUAAAUGUAAAGAUACUGCCAGUAGUUAGCGGUUAGCUUAGCUUAGCUUAGCACAUAACUGCUGUAGCUGCUUCGAGCUGUUUAACAGUUUGACACUUUUGUACAAAUGAAUCACACGUUUUUAUUAGUGAGCUAUCGGCAUGAUUGGAGGGUGGAUUCUGUCACUCUGUUUCCUCGUGUUUGCUCGACCCUUCGCUACACCAAGUCAACUGGAUGUUGGCUGUAGCUUUACAUUUUACAUGUAUAGACGUGAGAGUGGUAUUGAUCACAUCUACGACCAAACAAGAAAGCAAAUUUAAGCAAUUUUAUUCAGUGACCAAACCUUAAAACACAGAACCAGGCAUUUAUAUGACGGACUUAAUUACACAAGCAGCUAAACAACGUUCAGCUGUAUUACAGGGGGAAUGCCCCUUUAAUCUGUUGCAAUAACGUGUAAUAACUGUUUGUGUAAGUGACAAUCAAGCUACUUGUAUAACACUUUGCCCCUCUAACACUUCGGCCUAUUGUGGUUGAUGUUGCAUGGCUGCUAUAAAGACACCAAAAACAACCUUAUGAGCUCCCUAUGAGCCUCGUCCCAAACUUUGGUUCAGUUUUAUGAUCGAUCAAACUUCUAACCAUUCGAUGUUUGUGUAAAAAAGGAAAUCUUAAUUGUGAAUGUUCAGUGUUUUUUCAUUAAUAACUGCUCUAAUUUGUGUGAACAUGCUCGUUGGCAAUUAGCACAAUAUUACUAAAACUUUACUUUAAAGGCCCGAAUAAACUUGGUAUUUCAUACAGCCAACAGGGGUGCAAUAUGUUACAGAUCAGAAGACAAAAUUAUUUAUAAUAUGCAAAAGCUAAACAUUAUUUUUGUAAAAAAGAAAUCGUUGGUUGGUUUGUAUCAAUUUCAUUUAAAGUUAUGAUUGACUCAUGAAUGCAUUGCAUUAUUAUAAUAUCAAACAAAACAAAUUAACGGCUCAGUUGAUCUGUUUCAUGCUUUUAAUCAAUCUUGUCUGGAGAAAUACCGGUUUGAAAAGCUUCAAAAGCAGCCACAACGACUGUAGAUAAUCUCAACAGAAAAUACUAUUACAGAAUCAAUUUAUUGGGCAUCAUUCCCCUUCAUUUGACAUAUUAAGUCAUAAGACAUGCGAGAUAUGACUUAUAAAGGUUGUUCAAUCACUAUGGAUCAGUAACUUGAGUUACGUUUUUAUCAAAGAACCCGGUGUUUUUUGUACUUAUACUGCAGUGUUUACCUCGAUUCAGAGCAAACUGAAAAUUAAUGAGUGAAAGCAUUGAUUUAUUUUGUUUGUUUUUCUAAAACUGUGUCACAAUUUGCAUAUUUCCUUAGAUUCUGGUCCUCAUAGGCAUUAUGUCUUUGAUCCCAAAUGCAUGAAAAUGUUAAUGACAGUGCUUAAAAAUACUGAAAACGAUGUUGUUUUCACCUUGGACAACAUGUGUGGUGGUAUUGAUCUGUGCAUGCAGUUAGGCUAUAGUUCCUCAGAGUCUCAGCAUCCUUUUCAUGCAGGUUCAUCACCCGCCCACUUCCAUCUCCCUUAGCAUGUUUGUUCUAGUUGUUUCUAUUUAUUUCAUGCUGGCAUUAUGUCAUCCAUUGUGUAUCUGGUGGGAAAGAGUAUAUAAACAGCUGUGAUAUCCUCAAAGCAUGAGCAAUACGUACAAUCACUUCUUAAAGAGAGGACUCUGAUCCCUUUGUAGGCUGUUGAAAAAAGCAUGAAAAUGAUUAUCAUAAUAUCAUACCACAAGAAAUGAACCCUACCAACCGUUUAAACACGGAACGUUAUAUAUUAGUGCUUUUCUUCAGUUUACUGAUAAAAGAAGCACACUAUUUACAAUACUGUAUAAAGCAAUAUAUGGCAAAGUAAUGUGUUUGUAAUAAUAAAAGCGCCAUGUUUAAAA
Pungitius pungitius (ninespine stickleback) is the source of this 3104-nucleotide messenger RNA. RefSeq names its product neuritin-like. Lineage: Eukaryota; Metazoa; Chordata; Actinopteri; Perciformes; Gasterosteidae. The record is from RefSeq and is a predicted model, not a curated record. The coding region runs from base 217 to 654 and encodes 145 amino acids. Gene Ontology annotation, biological process: neuron projection extension; nervous system development. Gene Ontology annotation, cellular component: plasma membrane. The transcript has 3 exons.